UCGUGAUACUAGCGUGCGGGAACAAGUUAUCCGAGGCCGUCUCAACUGUGUCCAUAAGCGAAUCCGACCAGAGGAACGUUAUCCCGGUGUGUGUUCCGCUCUCCGGCUGCCCGUUUCGAUACCCAGGUACCCAAAAUCGAGAUGAAACCAUACAAGAAAAUAGGCCACAGCAAACGGCCGGUGCCACUAAUGGAAAAGAAAACGUUGGUUCUACUCGGGGUAAGACUGCAGAGGUCACCUGCUUCCUUAUUAUUCCCAGCAAGAAAAGGCCUCAUCGAGAUUUUUUCUGUUACCUGGAGUAAACGAAAUGCGGCUCGUCGAACAUCGGAAAGUAUUACUUGCCUACUCAUCAAAAAAAGCGACGGAUGCCGGAACACGAAAUUUUGCCACUGGGAUCGAUUGACAGCAGACCACAUCGAACGGCCUAUACGGUCCCCCCGUGAAAAGAGCCGCUGUCCGUCGAACGGCAGGAAAUGUAGGAUGCCCGUUUGCCGCUUAUGCCCAAAAAAAAUUCGCAGCUUUCUUUCGUGGACUUUCCGGCUGGGCAGUGUUCAGCAGCAGCAGGAUAAGUGGAUCGAAGUGUAAUUGUUUUCCUGUUCGGAGGCUGAACGAGCCAAAAAUAAAAUCAGAAUUUAGUAUACUUUUUGUAGUAUAUAAGAGCAAGUUCACUGGUUGAGAUGGAGUUGGAAAUUUCGAAGGUUUACAACACAUCACAACACAUUUGCCGUACACCGGUGUUGGGAAAAUCUGAUAUUCGAACAGUUUCGCGCUGCAAAAUUUGUAUCGUAUAACACUUUUUGGCUGAGGGUGAUAGAAAAACACGAUAUUUUGCAACACCGAACCGAGUGAUAGAGUCGGCGUUGCAAUACAGUAUUCGUGCAUGAAACGCUUAGGUGCUGCCAUCUAUCUUAAGCUCAAAACCCCAGUUGAGGGGAAAAUAAAGGAAAUUGAGCAAUUUCAGGAUUUAAACAUAAAGUGAUAUUUUCUUUUUUUUUAAUCUUUUAUCACUUAAAUUGAUACGAAUUGCAAUGAAGUUAAUCAACUCUUUAAAACUUACAGCCAAUUUUUUUCAUGCCCUUGCCAAUCGAAUACAUUUUGAGGCGCAGAGAUGCCAGAUAGCUGGGUGAAUAAAUAAAAUCUGUUUGUAUGUUUUGUUUGAGCGGUUUUCGGGAGUAGGAAAUUGUUUCGCUUUUUUAUUUGAAAAAAAUAUUCCGUCGGAAUGUCCGGUAACAAGUUCGGAACGCCGUCUUUAAUGGAUCCAUCAUCUUUAGAAAACGGAACCCUCGCUGUUGAUUCGACAAGUGUCAAUCAUAUCAAACGUAAGGCGUCGUAUCGGGAGUAAAAUUCAGCUUGUGUCUGAAAUAUCUAUACUUUUUAUUUGUCACUUACUUAAUAAUCACUUUGAAAAUGAAAGUUUUAGAAAGAGUUCAAAAACUUUAUCAACUCGUGUAAUCAAAUGCCCUCCAAUACAAAACUCCUAAUUCUGCAGAAUACAGUUUAAUAUUGGGAUGCAUUAUAACUUAAACAAUACUUAUUCAUACAUCUAAAUUAUAAAAUUUUAAUAUUGGCACUACUGUUUCAAGUUAAUGAUCAAGUAAAAUGAUUUCAAACGGUGAAUUCAAAAUACAAAAAGUUAGUAAAAUUACUGAAAAGCAAAUUCUCUUGGCAUCGCUGGUUGCUUUCAAUUUUAUACCUUCGUAUUCUAUCUCACCGGUGGACGGCCAACCUUUUUGGUCUAUAUUUCACGAUAGAAAAAUUCCCAUCUGUGCUACAGACGUCAAAAUUCCUACCACUUUUUCCCAACACCAUUGGACUUGCUCUAAGUGUUAAAUCAAAUAAAUACAAAAAUGAAAAGUAAAUGGAGUAAAAGC
Messenger RNA from Uranotaenia lowii, 1871 nucleotides. RefSeq lists its product as uncharacterized. The transcript has 3 exons. Lineage: Eukaryota; Metazoa; Arthropoda; Insecta; Diptera; Culicidae. The coding region runs from base 142 to 585 and encodes 147 amino acids. The record is from RefSeq and is a predicted model, not a curated record.